CACGCGAGAUGUGAGCCGUUAUCAUGCUCUUCGCCGCCGUCUUAAGGGGCCGCGUCCGCAUGCGCCCCCGACUCUCCCCAACAACUCCGUCUCCUCUACUCCCUCUCCGCUCCCCACUCCUCCGAAGCCCUAACCGUAGUCCUAACCCUAAUACCCUCCUCCCCCUCCGAAACCCUAGCCCCUACGCAAACCCUAGCAACCUCGGAGCCAUGAAGGGCGGGGUCUACGUCCCGCCCAUCCCCCGCCUCCGCUCCGUCAUCGCCUCCGCCAACGGCUCCCUCGCCGAGCCGCCACGAUCCGCCUCCGCCGCCGACUCCGACUGGCGCGACGGCGGCGGCGGCCGGAGCGCCGUGCGCCGCAGCUCGCCGGGCGGCGCCGGCGACGGGUUCCCGUACUUCCGGCAGCAGAGCGCGCAUUACGCGCGGUCCGCGUACGACGACUGCUCGGACGACGACUCCGAUCGGGAUUGGGAGUGCUCCGCGGGUGCCAACAAGGGUUCUUCUACUCUUGACAAUGUUGAUGAAUGGAAGUGGAAACUAAGCAUGCUUUUGCGAAAUGAAAGUGAGCAAGAAGUGGUAUCAAGGGAGAGAAAGGACAGACGUGACUAUGAACAACUUGCAGCAUUAGCUGAUAGGAUGGGCUUGUACAGCCGCCAGUAUGCGAAAGUGGUGGUUUUUAGUAAGUUGCCUCUUCCUAACUACAGAUCGGAUCUUGAUGAGAAAAGACCACAAAGAGAGGUGUCUAUUCCUGGUGGGUUGCACAGAGAAGUUGAUAGUUUGCUGAGAGAAUACCUUGUCCGAAAGCACGCAAACCGUGGGUGCUUGUCUAGUGUUCCCUUUUCAAGGUCAAGCAGCUCCGACAGUUUCGCCACUGAUGAAGGCCUUUUCGACCGCCCUGACCCUCAGACUUCCACUAGUGUUGUUAUGGAAAAAAUUCUACGAAGAAGAAGUUUGCAACUGCGUAAUCAGCAACAGGCUUGGCAGGAAUCAUCAGAAGGUCAAAAGAUGCUAGAAUUUCGACGAAGUCUUCCUGCUUUUAAAGAAAGAGAAGCAUUGUUAGAAGCUGUAUCUCAGAAUCAGGUGAUUGUUGUUUCAGGUGAAACAGGAUGUGGGAAGACAACCCAACUACCUCAGUACAUCUUAGAAUCCGAGAUUGAUGCUGCUCGUGGAGCUACCUGCAGUAUCAUCUGUACUCAGCCGAGACGAAUAUCUGCGAUGGCUGUUUCUGAAAGAGUUGCUGCUGAAAGAGGAGAAAAGUUGGGUGAAUCUGUUGGCUAUAAAGUUCGAUUAGAAGGUAUGAAAGGGAGGGAUACUCGCCUGUUGUUCUGCACCACAGGAAUCCUCUUAAGGAGAUUGCUUGUGGACAGAAAUUUGAAAGGCGUAACCCAUGUUGUUGUAGAUGAAAUUCAUGAACGUGGCAUGAAUGAAGAUUUCCUUCUUAUUGUUCUGAAAGACCUCCUUCCGCGUCGGCCUGAACUUCGACUCAUACUAAUGAGUGCAACUCUCAAUGCUGAGCUAUUUUCUUCCUACUUUGGUGGGGCUCCAAUGAUACACAUACCUGGUUUUACCUACCCUGUUCGAACUCAAUUUUUGGAGAAUGUGCUCGAAAUAACAGGACACAGAUUGACACCUUACAAUCAGAUCGAUGACUAUGGACAAGAAAAAAGUUGGAAAAUGCAAAAACAAGCUCUGAGGAAGAGGAAGAGCCAGAUUGCAUCUGUUGUUGAAGAUGCACUGGAAGCUGCUGAUUUUAGGGACUAUAGUUCGAGGACUCGUGAAUCACUAGGAUGCUGGAACCCAGAUUCAAUAGGGUUUAACUUGAUAGAGAGCGUUUUAUGUCAUAUAUGUAGAAAAGAAAGACCUGGUGCUAUUUUGGUGUUUAUGACUGGGUGGGAUGACAUUAAUUCUCUAAAAGAGCAAUUGCAAGCUAAUCCGCUUCUUGGGGAUCCUACCAAGGUUUUGCUACUUGCAUGUCAUGGUUCCAUGGCUAGCUCAGAGCAGAAACUGAUAUUUGUAAAGCCUGAAGAUGGUGUGCGGAAGAUUGUUCUUGCCACCAAUUUGGCUGAGACUAGUAUCACGAUUAAUGAUGUUGUGUUUGUUGUUGAUUGCGGAAAGGCAAAAGAGACAUCCUAUGAUGCAUUGAAUAAUACCCCUUGUUUGCUUCCUACAUGGAUCUCCAAGGCUUCAGCUCGACAAAGGAGAGGAAGAGCUGGCCGUGUUCAGCCUGGAGAGUGUUACCAUCUUUAUCCACGAUGUGUAUAUGAAGCAUUUGCUGAUUACCAACUGCCAGAGCUUUUAAGAACACCGUUACAGUCCCUCUGUUUGCAAAUAAAAAGUUUGCGGCUUGGAAGCAUCUCGGAAUUUUUAUCUAGAGCAUUACAGUCGCCAGAAUCACUAUCGGUACAAAAUGCCAUUGAAUAUCUAAAAAUAAUAGGUGCACUGGAUGAGAAUGAGGAGUUAACUCUUCUAGGUCGACACUUGUCAAUGCUUCCGGUGGAACCUAAGUUAGGGAAGAUGCUCAUUCAUGGGGCUAUUUUUAACUGCCUUGAUCCUGUGCUAACAGUUGUCGCUGGCCUGAGUGUGAGGGAUCCAUUUUUGACUCCAUUUGACAAGAAGGAUCUUGCAGAUUCUGCGAAAGCCCAGUUCUCUUGCAGAGACUACAGCGACCAUCUCGCUUUGAUUCGAGCAUUCGAUGGUUGGAAAGACGCUGAAAGAGAUCAUUCUGGAUAUGAGUACUGCUGGAAGAAUUUCCUCUCUGCUCAAACGAUGAAAGCCAUCGAUUCACUUAGAAAGCAGUUUCACUUUCUGCUUAAGGAUACUGGUUUGGUUGAUGAAGGUUUUAGUGCGAGCAAUAAGUGGAGUAAUGAUGAGAAUCUCAUCCGUGCAGUAAUUUGCACGGGCUUGUAUCCUGGUGUUUGCUCAGUUAUGAAUAAAGAGAAGUCGAUAUCUUUGAAAACAAUGGAGGAUGGGCAAGUUAUGCUUUACUCGAAUUCUGUCAAUGGUAGGGAAGCUAGGAUUCCGUACCCAUGGUUAGUGUUCAAUGAGAAGGUGAAAGUAAAUUCAGUAUUUCUUCGGGACUCAACAGCAAUAUCUGAUUCUGUGCUGCUGCUCUUUGGAGGGAAUAUUUCACGAGGGGGACUAGAUGGGCAUCUGAAAAUGUUGGGUGGUUACUUGGAAUUCUUCAUGAAACCUGACCUAGCCUCAACUUAUCUGAACCUCAAGAGCGAACUCAACGAAUUAAUCCAGAGCAAACUGCUAAACCCUAGAAUGGACAUCCAAACCAGCGAGGAGCUCCUUUCGGCCAUCCGUUUGCUGGUCACUGAGGACCCAUGCAGCGGUCGGUUCAUCUUCGGUCGCCAGGAACUUAAACCCGAGAAAGCAAAAACACUUCUCUCGGUAAAAUCUGGUAGUGGUAGUGGUGGUGGUGGUGAUAAUCCUAAAAGCCAGCUUCAGACCCUGCUAACCCGGGCCGGGCACGACAACCCGGCCUACAAAACCAAACAGCUCAAGAACAGCCUGUUCCGAGCCACCGUUGAGUUCAAUGGGAUGCAGUUUGUCGGGCAGCCCUGCGGCAACAAGAAGCUCGCGGAGAAGGAGGCGGCUUCCGAGGCUCUUGAGUGGCUCAUGGGCGGCGCUUCAUCCGGCUCGCGAGAUGUCGAUCACAUGUCCGUGCUGCUCAAAUCUCGCAAGAAGAGGCAUCACCGGAGGACUUGAUAAACGGAAAAAAAAAUGGAAGACCAUUUGAUUUAAAUGCAUAGAUUGACAAUAGAUAGGAAACAAACUACAUGAAGCAGCUCCGUAGAUAAGCAUUUUUUGGUCGCGCCUGAUAAUUUUACGGGGUGAGGAAAUGUGGUUGUUGUAUUGGUUGGGGACACCAAAGAUAGUAAAAGAAAGGUGCGGUUGGGGAAAUACUUGUUUGUGUUGUACUCCUAAGAAUCGGUACUAUUGCGAAAGAGCGUACCAUGUAUGUUUGUAGUCGGAAAGGCGACGGAGGCCCUUUGUAUCAUACGCGACCUCUCCUCUUCAUGUGCUUAUUUUGCUCAUGGGGGAGCAUCCUAUUUUUAUACUGUCCAUACCUUUUACCAACAAGUUUACCACUAGUAUCGUACACC
Ananas comosus (pineapple) is the source of this 4111-nucleotide messenger RNA. Its product is annotated as DExH-box ATP-dependent RNA helicase DExH3-like. NCBI's taxonomy places the organism in Eukaryota, Viridiplantae, Streptophyta, Magnoliopsida, Poales, Bromeliaceae. The transcript has 19 exons. Gene Ontology annotation, cellular component: intracellular anatomical structure; nucleus. The coding region runs from base 24 to 3713 and encodes 1229 amino acids. The record is from RefSeq and is a predicted model, not a curated record. Gene Ontology annotation, molecular function: RNA binding; ATP binding.